AUGAAGGGCAAGGAGCGUUCGCCGGCCAAAGCCAAGCGUUCGCGGGGCGGCGGGGGCGGCGAGGACUCUGCGUCCUCCUCCUCGUCGGCGCGGGGUGAGCGGAGCAGCAAGAAGCCGAGCGGCUCCGGCGGCUCCAACGGCAGCGGCGGGAAAGCGGCGGCAGCGGCGGCCUCCAACGAGAGCAACAGCGGGAGCAGCCGGCGCGGCCCGCACCCGGACAAGGCCGGCCGCGCCGGCAGCCGCGAGUACGAGGCCGGGGCAGCGGCGGCGGGCGGCGGGGGCAGCCGGCACGGCUACGGCGGCGGCAGCGGCAAAACCGCGGAGGCGUCGCGGAGCAGCAGCAGCCGCGGCGGUGGGGGUGAGUCCCGGGCACCGGCGGCGGCCCCGUCCUCCUCCUCUUCCGAGUCGGGCGGCGGCGGGGAGUACAAGACGCUGAAGAUCAGCGAGCUGGGCUCGGCGCUGAGCGACGAGGCGGUGGAGGACGGGCUCUUCCACGAGUUCAAGCGCUUCGGCGACGUGAGCGUCAAAAUCAGCCGCCUCCCGCCCGGCACCGGCGCUGCCGACGAGCGCGUGGCCUUUGUCAACUUCCGCCGGCCCGAGGACGCCCGUGCCGCCAAGCACGCCCGCGGCCGCCUCGUGCUCUACGACCGCCCGCUGAAAAUCGAGGCUGUCUACGUCGGGGGCGGCGGAGGGAGCAGCCGGCGACGCAGCAGCCGUUCCCCAGCGCUGCUGGACAAGGAGUCUCCCUACGGCACGGCAGCCGUAGGGGUGGCGGCUGCGGCGGCGGCGGCUGUGCGGCACCCCCCGGCUGGGGCGACGCAGCGGGCCUUGUCACCCGCCGGUAGCGGCGGGGCCCUGGGUUAUCGAGACUACCGGCUGCAGCAGCUCGCCCUGGGCCGCUUGCCGCCUCCGCCCCCUCUGCCCAGGGAGUUGGAGAGGGAGAGGGACUACGGGGGUUUCUACGAAGCGCGAGUGCGGCCGGCCUAUGGGCUGGAGCGGGUGGCCGGUGUGGCGGCUGCUGGGGGUUUUCGUGGAGGAGGAGGGGGUGCUGGAGCCGCCGGCGAGGAGGAGAUCAGCCCCGAGGAUGACCAGAGAGCCAACCGCACGUUGUUCCUGGGCAACCUGGACAUCACCGUGAGCGAGUCAGAUUUACGCCGAGCUUUUGACCGUUUUGGGGUCAUCACCGAGGUGGACAUCAAAAGGCCGGGGCGCGGGCAGACCAGCACGUAUGGCUUUCUUAAAUUUGAAAAUCUGGACAUGGCACACCGGGCCAAGCUGGCUAUGUCAGGAAAGGUGCUUCUGCGCAACCCCAUCAAGAUUGGGUAUGGUAAAGCCACUCCGACUACCAGGCUCUGGGUGGGUGGCCUUGGGCCCUGGGUGCCUCUCGCUGCCCUGGCCAGGGAGUUUGAUCGGUUUGGUACCAUUCGCACUAUCGAUUACCGCAAGGGUGAUUCGUGGGCGUAUAUCCAGUAUGAGAGCUUGGACGCGGCACAGGCAGCGUGCACCCACAUGCGUGGUUUUCCCUUGGGUGGGCCAGAUCGCCGGCUCCGCGUAGACUUCGCUGACACUGAGCAUCGGUACCAGCAGCCCUACCUGCAGCCUCUGCCCUUGCCACCCCCUGCUCAUUACGAGCUCGUGGCGGAGGCGGCUGCUUUUGGGGCUCACCGGGGAGCCCCACCUGAUCCUCUUCGGGGGGCCCGGGACAGGACGCCACCGUUACUCUAUAGAGAGCGUGACAGAGACCUUUAUCCCGAGACAGAGUGGGUGCCUCCCCCACCCCCUGUACGGGAUAGGAGUAAUCGGGCAGCUGCCUAUGACCCACUGGAAAGCCUAGAGCGCCGCCGGGAUGGUUGGUCCUUGGAGCGGGACCGAGGGGAGAGGGAAUUGGGCAGUAGUAGCAGGGAUCAGCCUAGGAAACGGAGGCUGGCGGAGGAUGGAGGCCGGCACUUGGACCGCUCUCCAGACAGCGAGCGCUCUUCUUCCUCCCGGAAGCGUCACUGUUUAGCCACAACCUCUCCACCGGACCGCAGCCCCGAGCUCCUCGGAGGGAGGGAGCGUUACAGUAGUGACCCCGAGCGCUCGUCCUCCCGCUUGCUCCUGUUGGAGCGGCCCUCGCCUGUCCGGGAAUCUCGCAGGGGCAGCCUGGAGCGCGGUCAGAACGAAAAGCGCGACCGCAAGAAUUCUGCCGAACGGGAGCGGAAGCAUCGCGCUUCUGCGGCAGCUGCCGCGCAGGAGUGCAAAAGUCCAGCCAAAAAGGAUGAGCGCGCUACGGAAGGAGGCGGCGGAGGCUCCCGCCUCAAGCCUCCUCCUCAGAAACAGCAGCAGGAUGGAGCGUCGCAGGCCGGGGGAGCCCCCAAGCUGUGCUUGGCUUGGCAGGGGAUGCUUCUGCUGAAGAACAGCAACUUCCCGUCCAAUAUGCAUCUGCUUCAGGGGGACCUCGGUGUUGCCAGCAGUCUCCUCGUGGAGGGAGCGACUGGUGGGAAAGUAGCUCAGCUCAAGAUCACCCAACGUCUUCGUCUGGACCAGCCCAAGCUGGACGAGGUCAAUCGUCGCAUCAAAGUGGCAGGUCCCAACGGCUACGCCAUCCUUUUGGCUGUGCCUGGCGCAUCAGACAACCGCUCCGCAGCCGGAGCUGCCGAGGCCGCCACCACCUCCACCCAGAGGCCACUCAGGAAUCUGGUGUCCUAUCUAAAGCAAAAGCAGGCUGCUGGGGUGAUCAGCCUCCCCGUGGGGGGUAACAAAGACAAGGAGAACAGCGGGGUCCUGCACGCCUUUCCGCCCUGCGAUUUCUCCCAGCAAUUCCUGGACUCCACGGCCAAGGCGCUGGCCAAAUCAGAGGACGACUAUCUGGUCAUGAUCAUUGUCCGUGGGGCGUCCUAAGGCCCUAGUGUUCUCUGUACCCAACCCUGCCUCCUACUCCACACCGCCCCUCCAGCGUGUGCCAGGUGCUAUGGGAUACAGCCUUAGCCAGCCCU
Molecule: messenger RNA, 2975 nt
Organism: Gavia stellata (red-throated loon)
Lineage: Eukaryota; Metazoa; Chordata; Aves; Gaviiformes; Gaviidae
Gene: RBM15
Product: RNA binding motif protein 15
Exons: 1
Coding region: 1-2880 (959 amino acids)
Biological process (GO): regulation of alternative mRNA splicing, via spliceosome
Cellular component (GO): nucleus
Molecular function (GO): mRNA binding
Source: RefSeq, a predicted model, not a curated record